Messenger RNA from Ochlerotatus camptorhynchus, 3282 nucleotides. It is a transcript of the gene Pka-R2, whose product is annotated as cAMP-dependent protein kinase type II regulatory subunit. Gene Ontology annotation, biological process: negative regulation of cAMP-dependent protein kinase activity. Bases 832 to 1968 code for a protein of 378 amino acids. NCBI's taxonomy places the organism in Eukaryota, Metazoa, Arthropoda, Insecta, Diptera, Culicidae. The record is from RefSeq and is a predicted model, not a curated record. Gene Ontology annotation, molecular function: cAMP binding; cAMP-dependent protein kinase inhibitor activity; protein kinase A catalytic subunit binding. The transcript is spliced from 10 exons. Gene Ontology annotation, cellular component: cAMP-dependent protein kinase complex.
GUCGUGUUUACACGUACGUCCCCGCCGCCGUUUUUGUGUGACCAGCACAACACACUAUACUUUUUCCCUUGUUUCUCAAUUCCACAUUCUCAAAUCAUCGCCAUCGCAGUAAUAAUAAAUAGUAAUACGCACCGACCGGUCCCCCAGAAUAGUGUGUGGUGAAACAACGAACCAAGCAUCGCGAGUUCCACCCGACAAAACCGCGUCGAAAUCUGCAUCCAAUUUUGGUGCAGGUAGACGGCCCGAGAAGCGAGCCGAUUAAAUUCACUUUUUUUUUUCCUUUCCUUCAAGUUCCAGUCAGUUUUGAUUUGUGGUGUCUCAAGAGAGUUUUGUUUCAUUUAGAUAAAACGCGAGCAAUUAUCGGUCGGCACUGAGAUUGUCGAGCCGCAGUAGUAGCAAAACCAGUUUGAUAAAAUUGCUCAUCGCAGCAGCAGGCGCAGCAACAGCAACGAAAAUCUUGAUUAAGAAGAAAGGGGUGAGAGAAAAUCGAAAAAAGCGGUUUUAUUUCGUUUUGCAGUGCGUUAGUGUGAAUGAGUGAAAGAGUGGCAGAAAGUGCAUCAGUGCUUUAGAGGAGUGAAAGGUGAAAAAAAGUCGAGAAGAAAAGGUGAAAAACCCGUCCGACGUCGUCGUUCGGACUACUCCUUCUGUUGGCAGGUUUUUUUUUGGAUCGUAACAAGAGCGACGCAUAGCUGUGUUGUUGCUGUUGUUAGCGUCGUCUUUGAGCAGGAGGUACGCGCUUUCGCUUGUGUUAGUGUGUGAAUUCCAGCUGAAAGGAAAAUCCUACUGAAAUCGUGACAGAUUUGAAAAUAAGAUUGUGACGCACAAACUACUAUGUCGAGUCAACAGAAGCAUCGAAUCCAGGUUCCCGACGGAUUACGUGACGUGCUGCUGGAAUUUUCGAUAGCAUACUUGCUGGAGCAGCCGGGCGACGUGAUCGACUAUGCCGUCGAAUUCUUCUCCAAACUGCAGGAAAACCGGAAAACCACCAUGAUCUCAGCGGCCGAACCCAGCUCGCCCGACGAGAGCAUCAUGUCACACGAGGAAGAACCCCUAGUAAAUCGGUACGCCUCCCGCAGGAAAUCCGUGUUUGCGGAGACGUACGACCCGGAGAAUGAUGACGACGACGAUGGUGCCCGGGCGAUAUUCCCCAAGACGGACGACCAACGAUCACGGUUGUGCGAUUCAGUCAAGAACAUCCUGCUGUUCCGGUCGCUGGAUAAGGAACAGAUGAACGAAGUGCUGGACGCCAUGUUCGAGAAAAAAGUCAAAGCAAAAGAUUAUAUUAUAAAACAAGGAGAUGACGGAGAUAACUUCUACGUCAUUGAAUCAGGAAUUUACAAAGCUUACGUAGGAGAAGAUCAGAAACAUAUACAUACGUACGAUCACAGCGGUAGUUUCGGUGAACUAGCUCUUUUAUACAAUAUGCCAAGAGCUGCCACCAUCCAAGCAGAAACGGACGGUCAACUAUGGGCGAUGGACCGGCAGACGUUCCGAAGGAUUCUGCUCAAGUCCGCGUUUAGGAAACGGAAAAUGUACGAAGCACUACUGGAUGCGGUUCCGAUGUUGAAAACGUUACAGAAUUACGAGCGCAUGAACCUGGCUGAUGCUCUCAUACCCAAGACUUUUGCGAAGGGAGAAAGAAUCAUCAAGCAAGGUGAUGCCGCCGACGGUAUGUACUUCAUCGAAGAUGGUAAGGUUUCGAUUCGCAUUCAGCAGGCCGCCGGCGAGGUUGAAAUCUCGAACCUAGAGAAGGGACAAUACUUUGGCGAGCUGGCACUGGUUACCCAUCGGCCACGUGCCGCCUCGGCUUACGCCUCCGACAACUUAAAAGUGGCAUUUUUGGACGUGGACGCAUUCGAACGGCUGCUCGGUCCGUGUAUGGAUCUCAUGAAGCGCAGCAUCGGCGACUACGAGUCACAAUUGGUGAAGAUCUUCGGCAGCAAGAACAACAUCACCGACAUCCGAUAAGCAUCAGGAUGUGUCGUCCAGCGUCUUCAGAUAGCAUAGAAUCAUCGCCAUCGCCACACCACCAGCAAAACCAACAAACAACUAUAACAGAAAAAAAAAUAAAAGCUUAAUUUUAGACCCCAUUUCGAUUGACGGUAGAAAAAUUUGCCAAAGGGUGGGGUUAGCUCAAAUGAUAAUCCACAAGCAGCUGAGGUGCGGUUUCUUUCUGGACUACGGAAUUUCAACCUGAUGCACCGAUGGCGUCCGAUGCUUCUGGGUUGACGAAUUAACAUCUUACAUCAACAACAACAACAACAGCAGCAGCAGCGUAGCCCGGGAGUAUUCUUCGGAAGUCCUCUGCAUACAACAGAAACAGGAAUUCUGCAGCAUCGUUCCGGAGAGAAAAGGCAGUUCAGCAGCGCACCUGGUAGUCAGUCAGUGUGGAAUGAUGAUGGUGAUCGAAAUUCGAAAUUCAGACGCAAACAGCAGUAGUCAACCAUUGAAAUUCUUUUGUUUUCGCAUACAUGUGUAAUUCGUAGCGUAUUGUUUUCAUUUUUAGGUUAGCCCCGAAGACGCUUUAAUAGCGAAAAAUACUAGAGAACUGGACAUUAAUACUAUCAAACAGAAAUGGAGUGUUGUAAUUGGAGGAUUCGAAAUGUUUAAACAGAAAGAGAAAAUUAUAUAAAAUUAGCCGAUUUGUGGGAUCGGAUAGAUAAAAGCGAACGACGCGAGAGGGUAUCAAAUUGUAGGAGAGUGAGCAAGAAGUCACCACCGCCGCUAUUUAGCACCAGCUUUGGAUUCAAGUAAAUCUAUUUGAAUCAAAUAUUUGAGAGAAAGCAAAUAUGUGAAAUUAAUACAAAAUCGAUUCGUUUCAUUUGUAACUGUUUUGUAGGGUGGAGAAAUUGCCAAAUAUGUGGAAAAAAUUAAAAAAAAAAAAAUAUUCAACAGAACAAACAUAAAUAGGUGUGUGUUAGCAAAAAAAAAAAACAACAAAAAACUGAAACAUCAAUAUCAAAAUAACAACAAGCACAUUAUUAUAACUUGAUGGAUUUAAAAACAAAACAAAAAACAAUUGAGCAAGUAUUUGUGGAUGAAGCAACAAAAGCAAAUUGUACUAAGUAGCCAUUGAUAACACGGAAGCAUAUUAAAUAAUAAUCUAAACUAAUGCUGGAAACAUGCAAAGAAAGUAAUAAACAAAAUUUUAAAUUAUUUCUGUUAACUUAUUAUAACAUGAGGCAAGUAUUGAUAAACAAAAGAAAAUGCAAAAAAAAAACAAAACUUAACUAGUGAAAAUACUAAGAAUUUAAGGUACAGUGUUUAACAUUUAAGAUAAAA